Molecule: messenger RNA, 4723 nt
Organism: Anastrepha ludens (Mexican fruit fly)
Lineage: Eukaryota; Metazoa; Arthropoda; Insecta; Diptera; Tephritidae
Gene: gro
Product: protein groucho
Exons: 14
Coding region: 1249-3426 (725 amino acids)
Biological process (GO): negative regulation of canonical Wnt signaling pathway; regulation of DNA-templated transcription
Cellular component (GO): transcription regulator complex; nucleus
Molecular function (GO): protein binding; transcription corepressor activity
Source: RefSeq, a predicted model, not a curated record
GCAUUUUUAGAGAGUAGCCAUUCCAUAGUGUUCGCCGAGGACCUCGUGUACCUAAAUUAACUUUGUUGUGAUUUAAAUGAAAAAUAGAAAUCAUAAAUAGUGCGUAUUAAUAUUUACUGUAUAUAUACAAAGUGAAUAUGAAAGUUGAAAGAAUAUGGCGUGAUAGUUUUGGAAUAUCAAGUGUUUGAUUUUAUGAUUGCUUCGGAUAGUUUUGCGGUCGGCCACUGCAUGUUAGACAUUGCAAUUCAAGAACAGUAAAAGUAAAUACGCAAUGAAAAGGCGUAUGACUAGAACGCGCUUUGCUCCCGUUAAAAAUUAACUGAAGUGAAAGAACCCGAAACAUUUGGAAUAUAAACUUAUUGUGAAGUUAAAACUUUAUAUGAAAAAAAUAUUGCAGUUGCGAAAAAUAACUAAAAGCGAAACGCCAUUAGUGCCGCCUUUCUAGAGUUACCAACAAAAUUAUUAUAUGUGCAUAUAAGUUGAUGAACUGAGAAAAGGUACAUGCAUUAAAGCUAAAAAUUAUAUUACGAGUUAAGCCAAAUUAUGAUUACGAUUCUUUAAAGGGUUGUAAUGCAACAUAAUUAAAUAAAUUUUAGCAUGUAAAUAUAGUUUAAUACGUAAAAAAGACUAAUGAAAAAGUGAGCAAAUAGUUUUUUUUUUUUUGUAAGGAAGCGCAAGCAACCUAUAGUGCAAGAAACUGUGUAAGACAAGACGAGCAAAGCGCAGAAGGCACAGACAGCCAAAAGGCUAGAAAGCAUAAAACAGCCAUUAUUCCUUUCUACAGGACGAAUUAAAUGUGAAAGCUAAGACUAAGACGUUUGGCUAUUAGAUUUGCUAUUCCAGGAACAUAUCUAGAUGGCAAUGACGCAGAGUACGGCAUUUAUAAAAGGAGGUUUAAUUUUUUCGAGGUGAAGUAGCGGAGCUGCAGAACUAAGACAAUAGCAAUAUCGACGUUCUACGAUUCUUGUGAGGUGUUUAGAUACCCCUAGGCUACAUAUUACGAGAACGAUCGCAGUAAAACAAAAAGAUAUUGGGAAGUGUAUAAGUCACAUUUCAUGUUGACUUUUCUCCUGACUAAUCAAGGAAUUAACAAAAAUUUGAACACCUGUAUUUGGAAUAUUGUUUGGUAAGCGGGAAAUUACCAGCAGCAUUAUAGCUGACCAACAACUCUACCAUAGGAUCGCCUUUUGACCACAACAACAACAGCAGCAGCAGCAGUCAGAGCAGUUGUGUGGUGUAGUGCGCAAAAUGUAUCCUGCACCGGUGCGUCAUCCCUCGGCGGGGGGGCCACCACCUCAGGGCCCAUUGAAGUUUACAAUUGUUGACACACUUGAACGUAUCAAGGAGGAAUUCAACUUUCUACAAGCACAAUAUCAUACAUUAAAAUUGGAGUGCGAAAAGCUUGCCAAUGAGAAAACCGAAAUGCAACGCCAUUAUGUUAUGUACUACGAGAUGUCAUAUGGCCUUAAUGUUGAAAUGCACAAACAGACGGAAAUUGCUAAGCGUUUGAAUACUUUGAUAAAUCAGCUGAUACCAUUUUUACAAGCCGAUCAUCAACAACAGGUCUUAAAUGCUGUGGAGCGCGCGAAACAAGUUACAAUGCAGGAAUUAAAUCUGAUCAUAGGGCAAAUACACGCACAACAAGUGCCCGGUGGACCGCCACAACCGAUGGCCGGCUUAGCGCCACUAGCUGGCCCAUUCGGUGCUUUGGGCGCUUCAAUGGGCUUGCCACACGCGCCACAAGGCCUGCUGAAAGCACCAACAGACCAUCAUCGUCCCGACAUCAAGCCAACCGGGUUGGAUGGGCCAGCUGGCGCUGAAGAGCGUUUGCGCAAUUCAGUGUCACCAGCUGAUCGUGAGAAAUAUCGCACACGUUCACCAUUAGACAUCGAAAAUGAUGUGAAGCGUCGAAAAGACGAGAAACUACAAGAGGAUGAAGGAGAGAAAAGCGAUCAAGAUUUAGUCGUAGAUGUUGCAAAUGAAAUGGAAUCCCAUUCGCCACGUCCGAACGGCGAACACAUGUCAAUGGAAGCGCGCGAUCGUGAAAGUCUGAACGGCGAACGUCUCGAUAAGCCGGGCAGCAGUGGUGUCAAACCGCCAACUGAAAGACCACCAUCACGUUCCGGUUCCAGUUCGUCACGUUCAACUCCCAGCCUAAAAACUAAAGAUAUGGACAAGCCAGGCACACCGGGCGCCAAGGCACGCACUCCCACCCCAAAUGCUGCCGCACCAGCACCGGGCGUAAAUCCCAAACAGCUGAUGCCACAAGGUGGUCCACCGCCAGCCGGUUAUCCAGCCUCACCGUAUCAGCGGCCUGCUGACCCCUAUCAGAGGCCACCAUCCGAUCCGGCAUACGGUCGACCACCACCACUACCCUACGAUCCGCAUGCGCACGUACGAACAAAUGGCAUUCCACAUCCUCAAGCGUUAACUGGUGGAAAGCCUGCUUAUUCGUUUCACAUAAAUGGUGAAGGCAGCUUGCAACCGGUGCCGUUCCCUUCAGAUGCACUGGGCGGCGUCGGUAUACCACGACAUGCCCGUCAAAUUAACACUCUAUCGCACGGCGAAGUUGUGUGUGCCGUCACCAUUUCGAAUCCCACGAAGUAUGUUUACACAGGCGGCAAGGGCUGCGUCAAAGUUUGGGACAUCUCACAGCCGAAUAAUAAAAAUCCAGUCAGCCAAUUAGACUGUCUGCAACGUGACAAUUAUAUACGCUCCGUGAAAUUACUGCCCGAUGGUCGUACGUUGAUUGUGGGCGGCGAGGCGUCCAAUCUCUCCAUAUGGGAUUUGGCCAGUCCGACGCCACGCAUUAAAGCCGAACUGACAUCGGCAGCGCCGGCUUGUUAUGCGUUAGCCAUCAGUCCCGAUUCAAAGGUGUGCUUCUCGUGUUGUAGUGAUGGCAAUAUAGCUGUCUGGGAUCUACACAAUGAAAUACUGGUGCGCCAAUUCCAAGGGCACACUGAUGGCGCCUCAUGCAUCGACAUCAGCCCGGAUGGUUCACGCCUGUGGACUGGCGGGCUAGAUAAUACGGUGCGCUCAUGGGAUUUGCGUGAGGGUCGCCAAUUACAACAACACGAUUUCAGUUCUCAAAUAUUCUCGCUUGGCUACUGUCCGACAGGGGAAUGGCUUGCUGUGGGUAUGGAGAAUUCACAUGUCGAAGUAUUGCACGCAUCCAAGCCUGACAAAUAUCAGCUGCAUCUACACGAAAGCUGUGUGCUCUCGUUACGUUUUGCCACCUGCGGCAAAUGGUUCGUCUCCACAGGCAAGGAUAAUCUAUUGAAUGCCUGGCGAACACCUUAUGGCGCUAGCAUAUUCCAGUCGAAAGAAACUUCAUCCGUACUUAGCUGCGACAUAUCAACCGAUGACAAAUACAUAGUGACGGGUUCCGGCGACAAAAAGGCAACGGUUUACGAAGUUAUUUACUAAUAUGUUUUCUUUUGUACAUUUUUGCUAUCACCUGAAGAAGAACGCUCGUUUUCUAUGCGCAAACAGUUAUAUACCCACACAGCAGCAAUCACAUAUUGUCACACACACUCAUAGACGUGCAUGCAAACCAAAUUGUGAAAAUAAGUUGCAUAAAAAUGUAAAAUGUAUGUGAGCGCGAAACCGAAUGCGAAUGCCGAAUCGAAAGGGCAAAGAACAUAAAAAAUCGUCUUAUAAGGACUUUGGUAUGUCUCAAGAAAAGUAAAGCAGAAUAAGCAAAGAAUAAUAAAAAUAAAAUACAUGAGUAGUAAGAGCACAGAAAAUUUGGGCAUAAGAGUGAAUAUUCAUAUAAACCGACGUACAUGGAGAAAAUGGCGAUGUGUAGCUGAACGUAAAAAGCAAAUAGUGGUUAAAGUAAAGAUUAACAAAAGCAAAAAAGGAAUAAGAGAAACGAAAAAGUAAAAUUGAAAAUAAAUAAUUAUAAAUAAUAACAUAAACAAAUUGUAGAUUAUAAGUAAUUUUAAGUAAACUAAAGUUAAAGAGACAAGAAAAAAGCAUAAAAAUUAACGAAAAAACUAAGCAUAUAAACGCGCAGAAAGAGUAAAAGCAGAAAGUUAUUAAUGUAUAAUGAGAUAGAACAAAAAAAACCACAAAAAAAAAAAAAAAUGUAGAAACACCUUAAGCUAAGCAGACGAAAACAAAGCAUGGGCUGCAAGAAAAAAAAUCGCAGCACAGAAAGCAAAAAAAUUUGCUUAUUUGUGUAGAGCUGGGUUAAAAGUGAGCCAUGUGGUGGAGACGGAGUAAAGUGGAGAUUGUUGUUAUAUGUUGGCAACUGACAGCUGGCAAGCAGAUAGUAGCGGUUACGAGAAUUGAAGGCAAAAGCACAGGCUCCAUCAACUGCAAAAAAGCCCUGAUUUGUAAGGCAAAAGAUUUUAUAUUUACACAUUGUUGUUAAUUGCUUGCAGUUGGUUAGGUGUAGCUAGUGGUGGCGUGUAGCAAUUAUAACACUGUAGUUGAAUCUACACUACCGGUACAAUUUGGAUUUAAUUUCGGCUAAGGAUUUUGCUGUUACAACAACUACGCCAACAGUAACAGCAACAACGAUCAGUGACAUUUCCACUACCAAUCCAACAACAACAACCAACUUAAGAAACAUUUUGUUAGCACAUAUUGUAUUUUAUUAAUGUAUAAUUAUGCAAGUGACUAAAGAAAUGAAAUGUAGAAAAACGAAAAAAAAACCAAACAAAAAACGUGAAAUAACAAACAAACGAAAUAUUAUAAUUAAAAUUUCUUAUGUUCA